AGCCCCUCAGCAUCGUCUAGGGCUCCCCCACUCAGGGACCCCCCCCCCCAGUUCCCCGGCAUCUGCAGGCUCCAGGGGAAGGGCAUUCAGCAGGGGCUGGAUACACCCAGAGAAUAGGGCAGACGGAGGCGCUGGAUCGGAAGAACAGGAGCCCCCAGCCCCAGGACACCAGAUGGAUGCACAAGUGGGCAGAGUUAAUGUUGAAUGGGCAGAUCUUGGAAUUUCCUAACAUUCAAGUGGUUGGCUUUGCAACCUAAAUAAUGUACUUUUAAUGUAGUGUUUCAUAUGGAUCUUUUGCUGCAGGCUGCGCAGAAGGAGGCUGGAUGCUCCCGACAGGUCCCACGCAUGUUUAUUGAGAUUGGCAUCUGAGAGUGCAGGCCCUAGCUCAAAGUGCAGUUGCUCCUGAGACAGACCAUGGCCACAGAACUGGGUACAAAUGCAGAUUUGGGUCUCCAGUCACAGAUGCCUUUAGAGCAGGGGGUGCAGCCCCCAGUAAAAAGGGAGGAACAAGACCCACCAGGCCCCGAGCCAGGGCAGGGAGUGGAGCAAGGAGAGAACCUUCCCUUUGUUGUCUGUUCUGGGACCAUCGGGGAAUUAUUGAGAUGGGCGGCUCCACAACAGUCCAGGCCUCAGAGGCAGGACGAGCCGCCCCAGCGCUGGGAAGUCCAGUGGCAGGAGGUGCUGCAGGCCCUAUGGACCCCUCCUGAAGUUGUGCCGGCCCCGGUGACGCUACAGCUGCCUGAGCUGGCACCAGGGGACGAUAUUGAGGCCUAUCUGGCCAACUUCGAGCAUGUGGCUAAUGCCUGCCAGUGGCCAAGAGGAGAGUGGGUAACGCGACUCGUGCCGGCACUGAGCGGAAAAGCCCGACAGGUCUACAGCAGCCUGGAGGCUAGAGACAGCAGAGACUAUGGGAAGGUGAAAGCUGCCAUCCUGCAAGGGGAGGACACCCGCCUGGAGAUGCGACGUCGAUGCUUCAGGCAGUUCCGUUACCAAGAGGCCGAGGGGCCCCGGGAGGCUUGCAGCCACCUCCGGGAGCUCUGCCAUCGCUGGCUGGAGCCGCAGAGCCACACCAAGGAGCAGAUCCUGGAGCUGCUGAUCCUGGAGCAGUUCCUGACCAUCCUGCCGGAGGAAAUGCAGAACUGGGUCUGGGAACGUGGCCCAGAGAACUGUGCCCAAGCGGUGGCCCUGGCAGAGGGGUUCCAGCUGGGGCAGCCAGAGGCUGGAUUAUGGGAGCAGCAGGUCACGGUGCGUGUGAAGGUUGAGGAAGUGACUUCGGAGAAAAUGGCUUCCUCUGAGGCAUUAUGGGAUGCUCCCGGCUCCCAGCUAGAGCAGCUGCAGUCUCAUCACGAAUGUGUAUCCCAGGAGGAGGUGGGACGAGCUGAGACCCCGGGACACCAGUAUGAACCACUCUGUGUCCCCAAAGAGGAGCCCCCGAUCCACCAGGAAAUGGAUAAUAAGUCAGGCCCCCUGUCUCAUUCAGAGCACAUGUUGGAUCGUGAACACAGGAUGGAUUCAGCCUGUUACUUGUUCUCCAUGUCCACUGAAGGUGACAUGGUGCUGAGCGCAAGUCCCCAGCUGGAGGUGCCAAGCGCAAGUCCCCAGCGGGAGGAGACAGAGAUGUCAGGGCCACGCAGGGUGCCCCUGGGAAGAUACAAAGGGAAGGCAUCACGGACUCAGCGCAGGGUGGGGAGGCAGCAUGGGAGCCCCAUUGGGAAAAGGGAGGUGGAACCAGCCCCUACACUACCAGACUUCGGGACGCCCGAACCCCAGCCCAGGCCUUUCAAAUGUGUUGAGUGUGCGAAAACCUUUUGCCGCAGCUCUGACCUGCUGAGACACAAACGGAUCCACCGAGGGGACCGGCCCCACCACUGCACUGAGUGUGGGAAAAGCUUUGUCCGGAACUCCCACCUCCUGAUCCACCAGGUGAUUCACCGUGGUGAACGCCCCUUCACGUGCAGCGAGUGCGGAAAGAGCUUUAGCCAGAGCUCCACCCUAACAAGACACCAGCAGAUCCACACUGGCGAGAAACCCCACCGCUGCCACCAGUGUGGCAAGAGCUUUGGGCGCAACUCCAACCUGACGAGGCACCAGAGGCUCCAUGCAGCUGAGAGGGUCUACCGGUGUGCGGGAUGCGGGGAGGCCUUCCGCAGCAGGGGGCUGCUCAUUUCUCAUCAGCGGUGCAGCAAGAAGGAGAGGCCAGAGGCUUGCAGAAAGCGCACAGCGCCAGCUUACUGCAUCUUCAUCACCUCUGCAAGGAAAGCAAGAGUUUACACUGUACACAGACCAGACAGACAAAGGAGUGGGAGGGGAAAUGGAGGCACAAAGAGGGGAAGUGACAUGUCCAAGGUCACACAGCAGGUGGAGUCUGUGACAUACCCUGAUUUUCUGGUUGAUACUGAGAGCAAUGGCCCCUUUCCACUGGAGGAUCCUAGCGAGGAGAGCUUCCCGAUGGUGCACUCGGCCGAGUUUUCGUGGAUGGAGCGAGAAGAGGAGCUAUGUGACGCUGAUUCAGAUGAGCGGGAGGAGCUGAGAGUUGUCCUGACAGAUGAUGGGGCCCUGAGUGAGGAUGAGGAGGCUGACGAUGUGCAGGAGCAGGACGCCGAUGAUGGGGAGCCAGAAGGGCCAUUCUCAGCCCACUCAGAAGGGGACGAUUCGUGCGGGAGCUCUGAGAGACCACAGGGUAGAUGGCGUGAUGCAGGUGUAGGUGAGCAGGCCUGCGAUGCGGAGGAUAAGCCGUUCCGAUGCUCCGAGUGUGGCAAGGGGUUUGCCCAGAGCUCCAACCUAAUCAAACACCAGCGGGUCCAUACCGGGGAGCGGCCCUACCGCUGCCACCAGUGUGGCAAAGCCUUCACCUGGAGCUCAUCGCUGCUGGAGCACCAGAAAUCUCAUGCUGGUGAAAAGCCCCACAGCUGUCCGGAGUGCGGGAAGAAGUUCAGCCGUGGCUCCACCCUGCUGGAGCACCAGCGCAUCCACACCGGCGAGAAGCCUUUCCGCUGCCACCAGUGCGGCGCCCGCUUCAGCCAGAGCUCCACACUGGUGCACCACCAGCGCACCCACACCGGGGAGCGGCCCUACCGCUGCGACGAAUGCGGGCGCAGCUUCGGCCGCAAGUCCACGCUGGUGACCCACCGCCGCACCCACACCGGCGAGAAGCCAUACCAUUGCCUGGAGUGUGGACGCAGCUUUGUGGUCAGUUCGGACCUGGCCAAACACCAGCGCACCCACACUGGCGGCCAAGGCCCCUACCGCUGUGGGGAGUGUGGGGAGGGCUUUGGCUGGAGUGCUGCCCUGGCUGCCCAUCGGGCCAGCCAGCACGGUGCAGAGAAGCCCUAUCGAUGCUCUGAGUGCGGGGAAGCUUUCCACCAAAAUGCCACACUGCUGGUGCACCAGCGCACCCACGCUGGUGAUGAGGCCUUCACCUGCUCCGACUGUGGGGAGUGUUUCCUGGAGAGCGCCAAGCUGGCCCGGCACCGGCGUGCCCGGCACAGCGCCGACGGGGAGGAGAAGCCUUUCAAGUGCUCCGAGUGCGGCAAGGGCUAUGCCCAGAGUGCCGGCCUGCGACACCACCAGCGAGAGCAACCCUUCCGCUGCCCGCAGUGCGGCCUGAGCUUCCUGUGGAGCUGCCGGCUGGCUGAGCACCGCCGCAGCUGCCGCAUGGCUGAGAAGCCAUACAAGUGCCCUGAGUGCGGCAAGAGUUUCGGCCAGAGCUCCAAGCUGCUGCGGCACCAGGUGACUCACACCGGCGAAAAACCCUACAAGUGUCCUGAGUGUGGCAAGAUCUUCAGCCAGAGCUCCAAUCUGGCGGAGCACCGGCGCACGCACGCCGGCCAGAAGCUCCACCGCUGCGGCAUCUGCGGCAAGAGUUUCGCCCUGGGCUCCUAUCUGGCCAAGCACCAGAUCACCCACACUGGGGAGCGGCCCUACCGCUGCACCGAGUGCGGCAAAGGCUUCCGGCAGAGCUCCAACUUGAUCCAGCACCAGCGCACCCACACCGGCGAGCGCCCCUACACCUGCCCCCAGUGCGGCAAAAGCUUCUGCCAGAACUCCCACCUCAUCAAGCACCGGCGCACCCACACCGGCGAGCGCCCCUACCGCUGCCCCCAGUGUGGCAAGAGCUUCCGCCAGAGCGCCAACCUGCUGGAGCACCAGAACACCCACACCGGUGAGCGCCCCUACCAGUGCGGCCAGUGCGGCAAGAGCUUUUGCUGGAGCUCAGCUUUCAGCAAACAUCAGAGGACGCAUCUCAGCUAGGGGAGCUGUGCUGGGAUCUACCUGAGCUGGGGGCCCUGUAUUGGGAGUCUGCGGGCCUACCUGAGCUGGGGUCCCCCGCAUAUGGGGAUCACUCAGCCCCAUCUCCAGUUAUGGACCCCAUAUGGGGAUCUCCAGGAGCCAGGGCAACACUGGGACCCCUCUGUGCUUCCCCCUUCUCCCUUCUGAGCUAAGGGACCCAAUAUGGAGACCACUAGGACACCCUAUGGACAUGCUGGAGUUCCCAGCCUAUCUUGCAUCAGGGUGACCCUUGAUUCCUUCCAUCAGGGAAGCAGGAUCCAGCCAUGGCACAUGGAGGCAAACCAAGAUCAGGCUCUGUCAUGCUAGGUGCUGCACAGAGACACAGUGACUGAGAUCAGGCCCCGUCAUGCCGGGCGCUGCACAGACACACAGUGAU
Messenger RNA from Gopherus evgoodei (Goodes thornscrub tortoise), 4666 nucleotides. RefSeq names its product zinc finger protein 850-like. Gene Ontology annotation, biological process: regulation of DNA-templated transcription. The record is from RefSeq and is a predicted model, not a curated record. NCBI's taxonomy places the organism in Eukaryota, Metazoa, Chordata, Testudines, Testudinidae. Gene Ontology annotation, molecular function: DNA-binding transcription factor activity, RNA polymerase II-specific; RNA polymerase II cis-regulatory region sequence-specific DNA binding. Bases 415 to 4251 code for a protein of 1278 amino acids. The transcript has 11 exons.